GGAUUGCAGAGCAUCAUGGGUAACACUGAGAGUGUGUCGGUGCAGAAGCGGCUGGCCCGCUUUCGGCCGGAGGAGCGGCCUGUGGUGGAGGGGGUCUUUGACAAGCUCCAGGGCGGAGGGGGCCCUUCAGCAGCCCCAGGGAAGACCCCAGCAGGAAAUACUCUAACGCUUGAAAUGCUGCAGUCCUCAAUGGGCAGCGUGGCCCCUGAGUCUAUGGUGAGGAGGGUCUAUCAGUGCAUGUGCAGCAUUGACCCUGGGCUGGCAGCCCCCCCAGCUGCUGGGAGGAGCAGCUCCUCUGCUGCCUCUGGAGUCGGGCGGGAGCAGCUGGUGAUCUUCCUGGCAGACACCCUGAGGGGCACUGCAGAGGAGCGGGCCCCCCUGGUCAGGGCCAUGGCCCAGCGAGGGGCCGGGCCAGCGACUGUGGUCCCCUGUGAGCAGGUAGCAGAGUUCCUGGAGGACCUGAUUUCCACUGUAGUUCAGAUAGUGGUCCACAGAGGGCGCCUCCAGGCCUGGAAGCCAGAGAGGAUGGGGGAUGGCUCUCUGGGGGUCAAGCUGCUGGCAGAGCACAUCUGUUCUGAGCUUAAACCCUCAGGUAAACACAACGUCUCCACUGAAUGGAGUCGCUCAGCAAGCUACGUUUGGUUCCUGAUUGUGACUCGUUCCCAAUGA
This is a messenger RNA of Notothenia coriiceps (black rockcod), 669 nucleotides long. Its product is annotated as TLD domain-containing protein 1-like. The record is from RefSeq and is a predicted model, not a curated record. The coding region runs from base 16 to 669 and encodes 217 amino acids. The transcript has 3 exons. NCBI's taxonomy places the organism in Eukaryota, Metazoa, Chordata, Actinopteri, Perciformes, Nototheniidae.